UCAGGACGCGCACUCAAAAAGCAGAUGCCUCACCUGCAGCAGGUCUGCUCCGGGCGCUGAACUGUUUUACUCUCCGUUUCUACUUCCAUCCUCUGAGACUGGCAGUAAAUAGAAAAAGACACCAUCAUCUCUGCUAUUUUAGAUGAAGAAUGGGCUGCGCGAUUUCAGGUCUGGCAACAAAAACUGAGUUUUCUCAGACGGACCGAGAGGAUGCUGCAGCUGCUGCGCAUCCCAGCGAGGAGCAGAUUCAGAUGAUCAAGGAUUCCUGGAAAGUUAUUAGAGACGAUAUAGCCAAAGUUGGGAUUAUUAUGUUUGUCAGGUUGUUUGAGACCCAUCCCGAGUGCAAGGAUGUCUUCUUCCUGUUUCGAGACGUGCAAGACCUGGAGAGGCUGAGGACAAACCGGGAUCUCCGAGCUCAUGGCCUGCGGGUGAUGUCCUUUAUUGAGAAGACUGUGGCCAGGCUGGAUCAGCCAGAGAGACUGGAAGCUCUGGCUGUGGAGCUGGGAAAAAGCCAUUAUCACUAUAAUGCGGCUCCUAAAUAUUACAAUUAUGUUGGAGCAGAGUUCAUCUGUGCUGUGCAGCCUAUCCUGAAGGAGAAGUGGACCACCGAGUUGGAGGAGGCUUGGAAGAUUAUGUUCCAGUACCUAACCAGCCUGAUGAAGCAGGGAUAUCAGGAAGAGAGCGCCCGACAGCGUAACCUUGCAGCGUCACCAAAGGACAGACUGGAUAAGAACACAGCUCUAUGAGAUCAUCUGUCUCUAAACAACUACAGACUGGUUUUACAAACAAAGCACAGAAAUGUGUACAUGUAUACAAGUUUCUUUUUUCUAUACGGUUCAUGUCCAGUAGUUAUGUCCCAUUUUAUCAGAAAGAACUGCAAUCAUUUGAGAUUAACAAAACUUUAUUUCUGAACUUAAAUUCUGAUGCCUUGAUUGAAGAACAUGAAGGAACAAUACAAAACCUUUUUGAUAGGUACAGCAUAGUCUGACCAUGUAAAUAGAAAGGGGGACAAUUGUUAGUGAUUGUACAGAAAUGAAACCUAGACAUAAAUUAUGCUGAACAAUCACAAAUUGAUUUAGCUCUAUUCCCAUACAACCACUUUCAAACUAUGAAAAAAGGAACGAUUUACCUAAAUUAAAAAUGCCAACCCUGCACAACAUAAAUAAGGAUUAACAAGCUAAAUCAAAGGCUGGUAAGCACUGGACUGUGUGGGAUUGGCCCCCGGAGAAGCAGGGCUUUCCCCAACUUUUAAAAGGUUCAGAUUCAAUUAAUGGUCACAUGCUCCAUAUUGUACAAGAAAAUUAAAAUCCUCAGGUUUUGUUCUUAAUCACCGGAUGGCACUUAACAGUCAGGGAUAAUGCAUCACCAUGUAAACGACGGCAUCAUAUCUACACAGUCACCAGGAGGAUGAUUCUGAAUUUUUCAGGCGAGCAGGAAGAGAGCCUAGUGGGGCUGGAGAUCACAUCAUCACAAGGUGCCCCAUCCCUUUUCCUCAAACUGAAAUGGAAAGUUCAGAUAUCCACUGUUUUCAUAAAGAGUCUAUCGCUCAUUG
Messenger RNA from Girardinichthys multiradiatus, 1552 nucleotides. It is a transcript of the gene xgb, whose product is annotated as x globin. The record is from RefSeq and is a predicted model, not a curated record. NCBI's taxonomy places the organism in Eukaryota, Metazoa, Chordata, Actinopteri, Cyprinodontiformes, Goodeidae. The transcript is spliced from 5 exons. Gene Ontology annotation, molecular function: heme binding; oxygen binding. Bases 150 to 746 code for a protein of 198 amino acids.